CCAUCACUAGUCAUUACGUAAGACGUCGACGACGCGAUGACGCACACAAAAGUGUUAAAACUCAAACAGCAGAGAGGAAACAGAGUAGUGACCUUCCAGCAGUGGACGUGGAAGUAGUCUUUUGCUGAAUACUUUAGUUUCUUUUUAAUCGUUUUGGACAUAAACCGACAUGGCAAACGGAAACGUGGAAAUCCACGACCCCUUCUCUAACCAAAACGGCCACGCCGGCAGCAAAGACUGUGACCACAAAUCUACCUCAGACACAGACAGCAUGGAGAACACGGUGGAGUACAGGCUCCUCAUGGCCUACGCAAAGAGGAAACGGACCACAGAAGAGUCACCUACACCGGACACACCGGCUUUAGUAAACAGUGGCACGGACGCAAACGAAUCAUCCUCGCCCCAGACGCCGGACAAGACUGAGAAAGGGGAGACGAAGAAAGACAGGAAGAGGAAAAGGUUGAAACAUCUGCGAAGCCUUUUCAGCUGCAUCUCAUCUCAGAAAAGAGACGAAGAACCGUACCAAAUGAAUCUGAAGCCAAAUGAUGACGUCAGAGGUCUUGUUUUUAAAGGCGCUAUAGCAACAGAAGAGGACGAGCUGAAAGAGGCAGCGAGUAGGCUGGCGAAGCUCGCUGAUGAAAUCCAGUUUCUUCCACCAGAAGUAGAGGCGGACUCGCCGGAAGAUGAUAACGUGGAGAGAAUCAUCGGCCUGCUGCUGAGGGAAAGUGGAGACAGACUGAACGAGAGGGAGCUGAAAGACGCUGCUUUCGCCAAAGAUCUUUUUUGGAACUACAGUUUCUUCAAGCUGCUAAUAUCGACCCUCCUCGAGAGGAUGGGCCUCAAGUCCCUCAGCCCCGACUCUCCGGGGCCAAAAGCUGCUACUGAAACCCAGAUCGCCGUCACCUGCGAGGUCACCACUCGUCUGUCAGCCGUGGACACGCUGCCCAGUAACCGACUGCUUAACCACGGAGCCAGAUAUCUGCAGCAUUAUUAUUCACCCUGGGCGCAGCAGCAAGGCGGAUACGAGGAAGCCUUUUACAGUGACGAUGAAGACGACAGUGAACAGAAUUAAGUGCUCUUGUCGCGGCACGAACAGGAACAAAAUCAGACUCAGGACACACAUAUUUUGUAUUCUGCCACUUCUGUUUACAUGCACAAAAAACCCGAACCUGACGAGCAUUAACAUAUCUGUAGCCGCAUGCAUUAGAAUCAUAUUUAAUUGUUUAUCUGGGUUUUCUUUUCAUAAAUAAUUAUAUUAUUCAGGUCUUUCUUUGUGCCAGAUGUCUUACAAGGAGCUUAAGCCAAAGACAAAACUAUGUUCAUGCAAUUAAUAACUACAGUUGUACGUGAUUUUAAGUGUCAUUUCGUUAAAUGUAUUUCGUGUUUUUCAGGGAGAUGUAGGGUAGCUUUAGCAAUUUAUAAUAAGAAUUAUUUAUGCUGGAGUUUGCUGGAAAAAAAAAUAAUUUCCUAAGCCAAAAAUAUGUUUUUAGCACUUGCACUUUUUCAUGAAAAUGAAUUAAAAUUUGGGCUUUCUGAGUGAUGCAUCAAGUAGCUUAUCUUUUUUUAAACUUUUGUAAGAAUGUGCUAAUGAAAUUGUGUGUGUGUGAUGUCUGAAUGUGUUAAUUUUGCUACAAAUAAAUACUAACAUUACUAGAAAUAAAAGCUGUAUUCAUUGUAAUUUAAUCCCAGAUGAUAUCAAGCGGUCCUUACUGAUGUAUUCACGUUUUCUUUUAAAAUAUUUAUCAAAAUGUUUGUCAGUGCAGCAGAAAGAAAUUUACUUUGGGAAUAUAAACUGGUCAAUUAAAGCCAUUUUAUAUCAUGAUAUAUUAAUGUAUUUAUACACAUUUUAAGUACAAGGCUGCAAAGAUAAGUCUUGGCCAUGUAUGUAUAAUAUAAUACAUGUAUUAUAUGAUAUAAUUAACUGAGUUGUUAAAAUUAGACUUCAUUAUAAUGUAUACAUGCCUUAUUUUCUGGAGACUUGAUUUUGCUCAAUAAAAUUGUUCAAGUGAAAGCA
Messenger RNA from Sebastes umbrosus (honeycomb rockfish), 2014 nucleotides. RefSeq names its product apoptosis facilitator Bcl-2-like protein 14. The transcript is spliced from 7 exons. The coding region runs from base 170 to 1072 and encodes 300 amino acids. NCBI's taxonomy places the organism in Eukaryota, Metazoa, Chordata, Actinopteri, Perciformes, Sebastidae. The record is from RefSeq and is a predicted model, not a curated record.